This is a messenger RNA of Lineus longissimus, 5469 nucleotides long. RefSeq lists its product as uncharacterized. Gene Ontology annotation, cellular component: membrane. NCBI's taxonomy places the organism in Eukaryota, Metazoa, Nemertea, Pilidiophora, Heteronemertea, Lineidae. The transcript is spliced from 4 exons. Bases 2672 to 4000 code for a protein of 442 amino acids. The record is from RefSeq and is a predicted model, not a curated record.
CUUCAUUAUAUUCAAAGUAUAAUUUUUUCCAGUUUUUGUAUUUGUUGCAUUUGAUAUAAUAGUAAUGAACCCUCGGGCCAUUCAGCAUCAUUCGAGAUUUUCUCUGGCAUCAUUGUAAACUCACUGUUUCGUCCUUAUUCAGGAGUGUCACUUCUCCUGCCUUAUGGAACUGUUCCACGGCGUUUGCAGUGUGUUCAGCCAGGUCUUGGAUAGCGUCAUGGUGUAGAUAUAUUUCCUUCCACUUUCUGUCCAUAUGCAGCUUUUUCCUCGCUGUCAGGAGCUAAACAGCUUUGGAAUAUGUCUUCAUAAGAGGAUCUUUGAUGAUAAAACAGACAUGGAAAACGUCAAUCCAACCGCAUUGCCCUACCAUAACACAACAGAGAGUCUGGAAGGGCCCUUGAAGGCGACCUUGUCGCCUCAUGACCAAUAUAUCGUGGAUGUCCUCAAGGUUAUUUACGACAACAUGGAUCACCUCCGAGAGAUCAUUUUCACUUUUGGUGUCCCUGGCAACAUGUUGCUGUUCCUGGUGAUGAUACAGCGGAAGAACCGAACCUCGUCCACUUGUAUCUUCAUGGCAGUGCUGGCGAUCGUGGACACUUGUACUUUGCUAGGGUUACUCAUCAAUUCAAAGAAACUGAUCAGUGCAGGUCUUAUCGAGAAGGUCAACGUAUGUAAACCAAUUGCAUUCAUCAACAAUGCAUUCUCGUCUGCUUCCUGUUGGAUCAUCGUCGCUAUGACAACUGACAGACUAAUCGCUGUCACAUGGCCUCUAAAAAGUGGAACCCUCUGCACGGCCGGGCGAGCAAAGAAAACCGUUCUGGCGGUUUGCAUCCUAUGUUUGACUAUAAAUUCGCAUUUUAUAUUCACUCAAAGUUAUGUAUGUAAUCCUAACACAAAUCGAUGCACAUGCACACAGCAUGCAUUCGGGUCUGAGGCGGCUGUCACUGUCAUAAGAUGGUGCGAUUUCGCUGUCAAUUCUGUCAUCCCCAUCUCGAGCUUAUGCGUCCUGAAUAUCCUUAUAGUAAGAGCUUUUAGCAAAUCACAGAUCCAACAAAAAGGGUUACACACGAGUACUGGAGACACCACGAAGAUAAAUGAUAAAGAAGGUGCCAAAUCGAAACAACUCACACGCAUGCUGCUCAUUGUCAGUGUGGCAUUCAUCGUGACCGUGACUCCACAUAGAGUCGGCCGCUCCUUGGAGUCUGUGUUUCCUCAAACUACGACAGUGGGUAACGCGGCGGUACGGGUGGUAAGGAGUUUUAACAAUCGCCUCUGGUACGUCAACAAUGCCAUCAACUUUUACUUAUAUGUAAUCGGCGGAGGCCGAAGGUUUCGACAGGAUUUGAAGACGCUUUUCAACUGUGCAAAAUGACAUUUACGCAGCAAUGUUUCUCACUGCAGAAAAAGGCAAUUAGCUGCUUUGCUGUCCAGUGCCGUUCGGUUAAGAAGAUUGACAUCGUCAAAUUUCUUCUUUCAGUGGAUUACUGCUUUUUAUCUUUCAAUAAUUAUAAAAGUUUUGUGUGAGUGGAAUGGGGCACCUGACGUAUCUAUUCAUGAAAUACACAGACUGGUCGAGUACACCAAUCGCUCUGUACUGCCCUAUCAGGAUGGGUUUUUUUUAGAUUAUGGUUUCAUCUUUCGUUAGACAUGUGCAUGACGAUUCGAAAAGAGCGGCAGAUUUGCAGUGCAUGCUUUGAACAGAUCUGGUGCUAAUUUAGGAAUGGUUUGCUCAGUCUGAAACUAACGGCCAUGAUGAAAGACUUUCUGUGACAUAUUGGGUAAUAAUGUCUUCAUUCAAGUUGGUAAAAGUUACAAUCUUUAAAAUUUCAAUUUGUGAAUUGAUGUUUCUAUCAAGGUUAACAUAAGGUACGUCGAAAAAGAGAUAAUUCAUUCUCCUAUAAUAGUUGAAAUUAUUACAAGUAAUCUCUACGAUUUUGCGGGGAGGGGUUAUUCCACCGGAGCUGCCGUCAUACAUAAUGUCCUUCCGAAUUUUUUAAUCAUCAUUUCCCGCUCUUCAACCCAGCACUUCUCCACCGAUCCAUGGCUAGUUAUCCUUGAUAGAGAGUGUCCUGCUUCCAGAGAUGUCCGAUAAGGCAGCUACCGCUACUGAGACUGAUGGCUAGCUAUAAAACAGCUCUUUCCAGUUUGAUUAGGUUAGAGUAAUUAUGACAACUCCCCAGCUGCUACGAUCCACUGUCCAUCCCGGAAAAUGCUAAGUGUCAACCAAUAGCACAGAGAUGCCAAUGCAAGGGUAUAAUCGGGUGAUGAUAGAGCUGCUGGUACAUUAGUAUCACUCUCGAUACGAUGACACGCUAAUUUGCUAUAAUAGGAGUAUGCUGGACCAUAUAAAAAAGAUAUGUUUCUCAUCAGGGAAGGUCGCUGCUGUACAUCACUCGGCCUUGUGUUAUAUAAAACUUGGCAAAUUGGAUAUUAAUCAGAACUAACUGUAAUUAGUAAUGCUAAGCAAAUGAUUCGUCUCUAACGAGGAAAAUUCUUUUCUGUAUAUCGCUCGGCAGUGGUUGGAAACUAAACAUUUUGUGUUCUUUACGUAGUAUACGAUCGAAAAGGACUCAACUAAGUUUUGGCAGGAAACGAAUAAUCUUCGUUAAGCCGAUGGUGAGGAAGAAGAGUUUUCAAGCAACCCCCCUAGCAGACGAGACGCAAGGGAAAGAUGACGAGCAAAGACCUUGGAUCGUGCUGCAGUCAUUGCGUGGGCUUCUUCAUCUCCCUAGCCAGUGCCUUUUUCACCGCCCUGAACGGUCUAAUAUUCGUCUAUGUAGAACCGUACGGAUUCAAUGCGAUUCUGUGCAACUUCUAUCGCUUCGCCUUGAUGACAAUAAUAUCGUUGUUCUUAGUUUUACUGAAAGGCGAGACGUUGAUUGUGAAGAGACCGCUCCUGUGGUUUGGUUCCUUCUUUUUCUCUUGCAAGAGUUUGCUGUUUUACUUAGCCAUAGCUUACUCCGAGUUGUAUGCUGAUGUGUACGCUAUCAAUACGCUUCAGGUCGCUUUCGUUGCCCUAUUGGGAUGGCUGAUUCUAGGUGAACGGUGCGAUUUUGUGGAUCUGAUCUUGAUUGCGCUCAUUAUGGUUGGAGCUGUUAUCAUUAUUCAGCCACAGUUUAUCCGAAACUUGCUACAUGAACCAGAAUCGGCGGAGAAUCGGUGCAACAAGCCAACGCACAUUUGGGAGAACAGGACGCACGAGCUGGACCAAUAUUUCAACUCUACAGACGGAACGUUCUACCUUGAGUUAAACACGAUUCCUGGCUUUAACAAUGAUACGGCUAUAGGUGGACUGCAGAAUGUUCUGAGUAACUUUUCGAACACAUCAACCACAUUGGAAGCGCUCUCAAACACCGACACUAUUUCAUACGGAAUACGACAUAAUGCAUCGUGGAUAUCUGAUAAAUCUGUUCAAAAUGUGCAUGUAGAAUGCAACAGACUUCUUAGUGGCCUAUUAGCUGUGCUCUCCACCGUAAGCAUGGCUAUAUUUUACGUCUGCCUCCGGACAACUAAAGACGUCUUCCUUGGGACUGUCGUGCUGUAUAAGAAUUUCACAGGUGUUAUCAUGACAGUGAUCCUUGCAUCGUCUCUUAGAAUGUGGACCUUUCCCGCCCAGGCUAUUCCGUGGUUGAUUCUGCUGACCCUGUGUAUAUCUGGCGGGCUGAGUUUCGGCCUUUCUGUGAUAGCACUACGACGAGAGAAAGCUGCCGUGGUAUCCAUUGGGAGAACCUCACAAGUCAUCUUCAGUUAUCUUAUGGAGAUCACGAUUCUGCGUCAUCUUCCAAACUUACUAAGUUCUGUUGGUGCAUCAUUGACUGUCGUUGCUUCGCUUGUGUUCUUUCUGCGUCGCCUUUACAGAGUCGAUGGAGAGGAAGAGGUCAAGAAUGAGCAUACGCCGAUCCUGAAUGGUGCGGCACCAACGGAUGUGACGUCGCAGGAAUUCGGGAUGGACAACCUAGGACACAAUAUCGACCAGGCGAAACUCGCAGAGGCGCCGUAGUGACUCGCCCUCUUCCUCUCCAUGUAGUCACGCGCAAAAUAUUACUACCGUUUGUACUUGAAUGUGGGGAAAUCUAAAUGCAGUCGCAGGGUACUUCUCGAGAAGCAAAGCUCAUGCAGGGUGUGAGUGCAAUAGCUUCAUAAAGCAAAUGUGUCUAAAAGGUGAAGCGGGUGCUUUUCCAUUCAAGAAUGCCAAUUGAUCGAAAAGGAACAGCAAUUCAACAGUAAACAAAACUUUAAUUUCAUGCAGUUACAAAAAUGUCAUUUCGUCCGUGCCAAUUCAAAUUUGCCAACAAAAGAGAAGGUAGAUGAGGCCCUACUAACAUGCAUCAAUUAAAUCCGACGAAACUGAGUUUCACUCCUUAUGAUUAUUUUCCAUUUUUGGCUGAGAAAUACCAUGCACAAUAUACGAAACUUGAACACUUUCUCCCUCGUUUAGUCAUCAGAAAGUGACACCAUACCAGCAGUGGUGUCCGAGGGAUUAUUACGACAUUACCUUGGUAAGAUUAUUGGUUGAAGAUUAUUUGUUUGCAUGGGAAUGAUGGGAUACAUAUAAGCGAACUUUGUUAGAUUGAAAUGUAUACGUGUAUCAUAAAUGUCAUAGAUAAUAUAAAUUAAUCAUCAAUCUAUACUUGACGUCACUGGUUGGAAGAACCAAUACUUGUUUCGCAUGCAUUUUCAUCACAGUUAAUGCUUUCCAACAGAAUAUAUAGUAAUCAGUAGUAACAAGCUGUCUAACAAAUCAACAAUCAACAAUACCCAACAAAAUGGUAAUAAAUAACUAAUAACUAGUGAAACACAUCUACAAAGCGUUCAAUAAUUGGAAGGGAACUCAUCCUUAUACGACAUUUAAAGCUAAAAAACCCUUACUUUUAGAGAGCAUUUCUGGAAACUACUAUAGUUUUUUGACAGAAAGUCAGCGACUCGUCAUGUUUACAGUGAAUAGGUUAUAUCAAGACUUAAUAAAGACCAGUCUUUAGUAUUUCUUGGCAAUAUUGAAUGUAACAAUAAAAAUGCUUAUAACAACAACAAAAACAACAACAACAACAACAACAGUAUUUCUACAUUUUUCGAGCAUUCGUCCGAUUCAAUAAAUUUCUUGAAAAUCACAUUUCGGACGUCAUUAUACAUUGAUCAAUUUCAAAUUCUUCUCGGAUAACGAGUGCAUAUACAUGUACAUAAAAAAUAUGAUGAGGGUUACAAAACUUCUAAUUGCGAAACUGCAGGAAGCAACAACAUAACAUGCAAGACUAUGGAGAACAUGAAGUGACACAACGCCAGCAUUGCGUAGCUAACGCCACUUGAACAACGUAACACAUGCUAAAGACAAAACGGUGGCUCUCAACUUAUGAGGUUCCUGACGGGAUUAGCAAACGGUUUGAUUGGAAUCUCCUCUUGCUCGUCACUGGUGUGAUCACUGUCGGGCCUGCACUCAUCAGGAUUGCCCGUCAGGCCUGGCAAAAUAAUUUG